Gryllus bimaculatus (two-spotted cricket) is the source of this 267-nucleotide messenger RNA. The record is from the annotation of a GenBank genome assembly. NCBI's taxonomy places the organism in Eukaryota, Metazoa, Arthropoda, Insecta, Orthoptera, Gryllidae.
ACUUGUCACUUCGGUUGGAAAAGAAUUUCGGGAAUGAAAAACGCCAACACUUCAAGACAGCAGCGAAAAGUGGAAAUUAAUAUCACGAAUGUUAUUUAAUUGUAGCAUCUUUACGAUUUGUAAGGGAGUGAAGGGGAAUGACAAGUGUCAUUUUUCUGAAUUGUACCCAGAUUGUACCGUACUUUUAAGUUGCUUAGAUUGAUAUUUAGUAUGGUUGAAAUUUACAACAGUUUUCAACCUGGCGUCAGAUUGGAGUAGAUAAGCAAG